This is a messenger RNA of Clunio marinus, 297 nucleotides long. Lineage: Eukaryota; Metazoa; Arthropoda; Insecta; Diptera; Chironomidae. The record is from the annotation of a GenBank genome assembly.
AUGACUUGCAAGUUUCAUAAACAAAAAAGAGAAAAAUUCAAACAAGCCGGGAAAUAUCCAAAUUUUCAACCGGACAAUCCAAAAAACAAUUCUCUAAAACAACAAGAAUUAACAUUUAGUUGGGAGAGUUCUUUCUAUUGCUUCUGGACAUCAGAAGUUGUAUUGAAAGAGAAGACUGUAGUCGUAAAAACGUUUCCAAAUGAUAUGAGAUUCAUUAUUGUUGCGUCAAGUCAAAAGGAACUAAAAAUCAUGAGAAUGUUGCUGCUAAGUAGGUACCUGAUAUCUUUAGCUUAUUAG